AUGCCGCCGCUCUUUCGUCCUGCCCGUCGUCGCUCGAGAAUCCGCAUCGCUCUCUACGCUCUCGUUGUCCUUCUGAUCAUCGGCUUCCUGACCAACUUACGCCGCACCGGCGUCGACGACGCCAACUCCCUCUCCGACGACCUGUACGACUCUACCGCUGCCCAACAUGCCACCGGCGAACCCUCGCGCCGCGGCGAGAAGGCCUUCAUCAUCGCGAGCCAGACGGGCGAUGACGUGGACUGGUACUACCGCUACUUCCCUGACUGGAAGAAAUAUAAAUACCUUGUCGACAACCCCAAGGCGAAGUUGACGGUGAAGAAAAAUAAAGGUCGAGAGUCGAUGGUGUAUCUCACCUACAUAAUUGACCACUAUGAAGACCUCCCGGAUUAUAUGCUCUUCCUCCACCCCAAACGCUUCCAAUGGCACAACGACGACCCCGAUUACGACGGUCUCCCCGUCCUGCGCAAAUUCCAGCUCCCCUAUUUGGCCCGCGAGGGCUACGUCAACCUACGCUGCGCCUGGGUGCUUGGCUGCCCUUCCGAAAUUAGGCCAUUUGGCGAAGAUGCGAUAGCUCAGCAACAGGCGCAGCAACAAUCACACGCCGGACACUACUACCUGAAGGCUUUCAAGGAGAUCUUUGGAGAUGACGUGGAAGUACCGAGUCAAGUCGGAGUCAGCUGUUGCGCCCAAUUUGCGUUGACGAGAGAAAAGGUCACGGAGUUGGGGAAAGAUGUAUUUGUCAAGUUGAGACAGUGGCUAGAAAAAACCGAGCUACCAGACGACAUCUCGGGACGAGUUUUGGAAUACUCUUGGCACAUUCUUUUUGGAAAACCACCCGUCCACUGCCCGAAUGCGUCGGAAUGUUAUUGCAAUGUUUUUGGUCUUUGCGAUUCUCAAUGCCACGAGGAAGGAAUGUGUAAGGAUAUCACCGGUUACGACCGUUAUGUCCUGCCUCCUUUCGCGACCAUGCCCCAGGGCUGGCCGUAUGUCGGCUGGGAUGGCCAACCCCGCGAACGGGUCGUUGAAGUCGACGCUUAG
This is a messenger RNA of Aplosporella prunicola CBS 121167, 1038 nucleotides long. RefSeq lists its product as uncharacterized. The record is from RefSeq and is a predicted model, not a curated record. Lineage: Eukaryota; Fungi; Ascomycota; Dothideomycetes; Botryosphaeriales; Aplosporellaceae. Bases 1 to 1038 code for a protein of 345 amino acids. The transcript is spliced from 3 exons.